GGAGCGAGGCGCGGGGCGGGGCCGCGCGGCCGCCGCCAUCUUGCUGGCGGGGACACAAUAGGACGGAAGCGCAGCGGGCCGGGCUGCGGCCGCAGAGCGUCCUGGCCCACACAGCCAAGAAGACAAGGCCUCCCGGAGGGACCCGCAGACCGACGGCGACGACACGCUGGCCGCCAGACCCCUCCACCUUCCCCUCCUCCCUGCCCGCUGCGCCUGGAGGAUGAGCCCAGCUUUCAGGGCCAUGGACAUGGAGCCCCACACCAAGGGCAUCCUGCUGGAGCCCUUUGUCCACCAGGUCGGGGGGCACUCUUGCGUGCUCCGCUUCAAUGAGACAACCCUGUGCAAGCCCCUGGUCCCAAGGGAGCACCAGUUCUACGAGACCCUCCCAGCCGAGAUGCGCAAGUUCACCCCCCGGUACAAAGGUGUGGUGUCUGUGUGCUUCGAAGAAGAUGAAGACAGGAACUUAUGUUUGAUAGCAUAUCCGUUAAAAGGGGAUCAUGGAACUGUGGACAGUGUUGACAAUUCAGACUGUGAACCAAAAAGCAAGCUGCUGAGGCGGACAAACAAAAAGCACCACAGCCUGGAACCAGAAAAGCCCCCCAAGGACUGGGUCCGACAGCACCGGAAAGAGGAGAAGGUGAAGAGCCAUAAGUUAGAAGAGGAAUUUGAAUGGUUAAAGAAAUCUGAAGUCUUGUACUACAGUGUGGAGAAAAAGGGGAGUGUGAGUUCCCAGCUCAAACACUCUAACCCUUGGAGCCUGAAGUGUCAGCAGCAGCAGCUACAGAGGAUGAAGGACAGCGCCAAGCACCGCAGCCAGCACAAAUUUAUCCUACUGGAGAACUUAACUUCCCGCUACAAGGUGCCUUGUGUCCUGGACCUCAAGAUGGGCACGCGCCAGCAUGGUGAUGAUGCUUCAGAGGAGAAGGCGGCCAACCAGAUCCGCAAAUGCCAGCAGAGCACAUCUGCAGUCCUUGGGGUCCGUGUGUGCGGCAUGCAGGUGUACCAGGCAGGCAGCGGGCAGCUCAUGUUCAUGAACAAGUACCACGGACGGAAGCUGUCGGUGCAGGGCUUCAAAGAGGCCCUCUUCCAGUUCUUCCACAAUGGGCGGCACCUGCGCCGUGAACUCCUGGGCCCUGUGCUGAAGAAGCUGGCUGAGCUCAAGACCAUUUUGGAGAGACAGGAGUCCUACCGCUUCUACUCAAGCUCCUUGCUGGUCAUCUAUGAUGGCAAGGAGUGGCCUGAGGUGGCCCUGGACUCCGAUGCUGAGGACUUGGAGGACCUGUCAGAGGAAUCGGCUGACGAGUUGGCUGGUGCCUAUGCCUACAAGCCUGUGGGCGCCAGCUCAGUGGACGUGCGUAUGAUUGACUUUGCGCACACCACCUGCAGGCUGUAUGGCGAGGACAGUGUGGUACAUGAAGGCCAGGAUGCUGGCUAUAUUUUUGGGCUCCAGAGCCUGAUAGACAUUGUCACAGAGAUAAGUGAGGAAGGUGGGGAGUGAGCUUGCUGGCUGCACCAGCACCUGAGGGACUCUUUGUGUACCAGGCACAGCUGUGCUGCGUCGGGGAGGCCAGUAGGGCCAGGGCUUGGCCCCUGCAGCCUGGAGCUGAUGUGCAGAGGCCUCUGGGAGUCCUAGCCUGAGCCAGCCCCAACCAUGCUCGGAGUCUUUAUUUAUUUUAACUAUUUCUCCAACAUUCCACAUUUGAAGCAGGUACCUCUUUUCUCCCUGACUGUAAAUGUUCUAAUACAGAUCUUUUUGUUAAUUGUA
Manis javanica (Malayan pangolin) is the source of this 1765-nucleotide messenger RNA. It is a transcript of the gene IP6K2, whose product is annotated as inositol hexakisphosphate kinase 2. Gene Ontology annotation, molecular function: inositol hexakisphosphate kinase activity. The record is from RefSeq and is a predicted model, not a curated record. Gene Ontology annotation, cellular component: cytoplasm; nucleus. Gene Ontology annotation, biological process: inositol phosphate biosynthetic process; phosphatidylinositol phosphate biosynthetic process. NCBI's taxonomy places the organism in Eukaryota, Metazoa, Chordata, Mammalia, Pholidota, Manidae.